AUGUCGCAAAUAACUUCAAAUAACUUCAGAAAUACGUUCGUCACCAGCACACAGAUGAAAAAGAAAACAAAAGGCUUGGGAAAAAUCUGCAAUGCCGUUAAUCGCGUAAACCCAUCAGUUAUAAGAACAAUUUCGGAACUUAAAAAGAAAGGGCAAGACAUAAAAUCAUCCACUAAAACAAAAGAAGCAUUACGAAGAAAAGAAAUGAAGAAAAGUGGAGGCGGUAAAGUUUGUUUUGAUACCCUGGACGAAACAGAGCAAUUUGCUGUUGGGAUUAUUGAUGACACUGCCAUCGAAGGUGUUGAGGAGGACAUUGGCACGUUUGUCGGCGAGCCAUCCACGUCUACAGCUGUUGUGAAGCAUUAUGUCCAUGUAGAUGAAGUUGUAAAUGAACUAGCAGCCAUCGAAGACAUCAUUACUAAAUCAGAGUCCUCAAAAUCGAUGACAUCAACAAAACAAAGAAAAUAUCCGAAAACCUUGAACGAAAAUAAUGAUGAGGAACUAAUAAAAAUUGAAAAAGAAAGACUGGAAAUCGAGCGUCAACGAUGGGCUGUUGACAAAAAGACGUCUUGAGCAGAAACUCAAAAUAAAGAAACUGAAAAUGGCAAUUCAAUUCCCUGAAUACGCUGCCUAUUUCAA
Molecule: messenger RNA, 639 nt
Organism: Haliotis rubra (blacklip abalone)
Lineage: Eukaryota; Metazoa; Mollusca; Gastropoda; Lepetellida; Haliotidae
Exons: 2
Coding region: 1-573 (190 amino acids)
Source: RefSeq, a predicted model, not a curated record